AUGGCGGAAGGUAUGAUAGCUGAGAGCUGCCUGCACCAUAAGGUAGAGAUGGUGAUAUUUGAGGCUGCCAGAGCAAUUACAAAGCUUAGCAAUGUCAAAAGCCUUGAAUCUACUCCAGCAGUUACUGCUCUCCAGCUCCUUUCGAGCUCUUACAAGCAAGGACUAAGAUUUGCAGCUGUCCAAGCUCUUAACAAGACACAAAUCUUCGUGAAAACUCUCUCUCGCAAGAAUAUAAUCCUUGAGGUGGAAAGCUCAGACACCAUUGACUGUGUCAAAGCUAAGAUAGAGCAUCAGGAAGGUAUCCCCCCUGGCCAACAGAUACUCAUCUUUUCAGGGAAGCAGCUUGAAGAUGAACGCACCCUUGCUGCUUACAACAUUCAGGAGGAGUCAGCCCUUCACUUGGUGCUCCGACUUCCAGGUGGCAUGCAGAUCUUUGUGAAGACUUCGACUGGAAAGACCAUUGCCCUGGAAGUUGAUAGCUUGGACACCAUUGGCAAUGUCAAGGCCAAAAUCCAGGAUAAAGUGGGGAUCUCACCAGAUAAAUCAACGCUGCUAUUUUCUGAGAAGCAGCUUGAAGAUGAUGGAAGGACCUUAUCUGACUACAACAUCAAGAAGAAAUCGAUUCUUGAGCUUCAAGAGAUCCCAGGCACAAAGCGGAGCAAAAGGUUAACAAAGGGAGGCAGAAUCCAGAAAUACCUUCCAAAGCUGGUGGAUCUUGAUGGCGAGAUGAAGGCAGGAAAGACACGAAGGCAGCUUCGAUUUCGCAAAUUACAACAAAGUAUGAGUAUGCUGGCGGAAUCGGAGAAGAAUCAGCAUAUAAAGCUGUGUAGGCGUAUUAUUAGAGGUGCCCGGAAAUACACAGCAGCUUUAGUGGAAGAGAACGAAGUGGAGGCGAGACGAAAUGAGCACAUGGAUCACAUGCAGAGAGCAGUGAAUAUGAAGGGUAACGAGAAGGUCAAUGUGCUGGUUCACAGCGAUAAAGAAAUCAACUCUCUUGAAAAAGCUUUUAAAGAAGCUCCAAGUGGUGUACGAAUACUUUUACCGAAAACUCGUGUUUACAAUGGGAUUCAACGUAGAGCUAGGGGGAAGGGUUUCUGCACUUGGAGGGUGUGAAGGGAAUCGACUUUGUUAGGGCGUACUUUUUUUUUUUUUUUUUUAACGAUUAGUCCUAGCUG
Messenger RNA from Populus euphratica (Euphrates poplar), 1175 nucleotides. RefSeq lists its product as uncharacterized. The record is from RefSeq and is a predicted model, not a curated record. Gene Ontology annotation, molecular function: protein binding. Bases 1 to 1113 code for a protein of 370 amino acids. NCBI's taxonomy places the organism in Eukaryota, Viridiplantae, Streptophyta, Magnoliopsida, Malpighiales, Salicaceae. The transcript has 2 exons.